Melospiza georgiana is the source of this 742-nucleotide messenger RNA. It is a transcript of the gene ELOC, whose product is annotated as elongin C. Gene Ontology annotation, cellular component: elongin complex. The transcript has 4 exons. The coding region runs from base 159 to 497 and encodes 112 amino acids. Gene Ontology annotation, molecular function: protein-macromolecule adaptor activity. NCBI's taxonomy places the organism in Eukaryota, Metazoa, Chordata, Aves, Passeriformes, Passerellidae. The record is from RefSeq and is a predicted model, not a curated record. Gene Ontology annotation, biological process: ubiquitin-dependent protein catabolic process.
CCGUAAGUGACGGUCGCCCCUUCCCUACGCCAGGCCGUAGGGAGGGGGGAAAAGUUCAGGCCGAAAGAAUUUCGGGUGCGCCCCCAGGGGUUGUUUUGCCAAGACGCUCCUAUUGCAAAAUCUGCAGUUGAAAAGAAACAUUUUUUUAUAAGAAGAGAAUGGAUGGAGAAGAGAAGACGUAUGGUGGGUGUGAGGGCCCAGAUGCGAUGUAUGUGAAGUUAAUAUCCUCUGAUGGCCAUGAGUUCAUUGUAAAAAGAGAGCAUGCAUUAACAUCAGGAACAAUAAAAGCUAUGUUGAGUGGACCAGGUCAGUUUGCAGAAAAUGAAACAAAUGAGGUGAAUUUUAGAGAGAUCCCAUCCCAUGUCCUAUCCAAAGUAUGCAUGUAUUUCACCUACAAGGUCCGCUAUACUAACAGCUCUACGGAGAUUCCUGAAUUCCCAAUUGCACCUGAAAUUGCACUGGAACUUCUGAUGGCUGCAAACUUCUUAGAUUGUUAAAUAAAAUAAAUUAUAAUAAAAAAUGUAAAACUUUUUUCAGUAUUUAAUACAUGUAGUUCAGUUAGUAACUUUUUUCAGAUAGCAUGUUGCGUGUGUGCUGUUGAGAACUGUAAAGUUCACUGCAGAGGCAAUUGCCUUCAGUUCUUUUGCAUAUAGCAAUCAUUCAGUUGGAGUUUGUUUUGCUGCUUACACAAAUAAGGACCUUUUCACAAACUGAGACAAAUAAACAAAUAUGCCAAUUAGUA